Wickerhamiella sorbophila is the source of this 1134-nucleotide messenger RNA. RefSeq lists its product as hypothetical. The transcript has a single exon. The coding region runs from base 1 to 1134 and encodes 377 amino acids. The record is from RefSeq and is a predicted model, not a curated record. NCBI's taxonomy places the organism in Eukaryota, Fungi, Ascomycota, Dipodascomycetes, Dipodascales, Trichomonascaceae.
AUGGAUCCUGUGCUGGUGGUGCUCGAAGAGCGGCAGCUCAGUCGGCAACACAUAGACCAGGUAUGCGAAUUAUUUGCAGAAGUAGAAGCCGGGGAUAUUUUUGUUGCAUUUGAGAUUCUCUGCAAGCUCCAAACAUACUACGAGGAGACGCAAUCGUGGUCGUUCAAGCUGCUCGCCCAGUACGAGUUCGACGCUCCGCCAAACGAGUUUGAAUUCGACCUUGCAAAAAUGAUCAACCAGCGCUCUCGCUCUCUGCUAAACAAAAUGGGGGUCUGGGACAUUACGGGGCUCAGGGACAAGGUCCAGCGGCUUCCGCAGCUCUCCGACUGGGGCAUGGUCUUGACGUCUUUAGUCCUCCGCAUCAUGAGUGUGUAUGCUAAAGUCGAGUUUAAUUUACGGCUUGCACUAUCCCGGUCGACCCUUGUUCGCAUUCACUGCGAACUGGCUGAACUCAUUGUCGAUCAGGUCGAUGAGACGGGAUCGACCCUUGUAAACAAAUACCGCAGCUUUGUGUCACAGCUGCUGAGGGAAAUGGAAGAGGCUCCUACUAUCAUCGAGCAAGAGAAAAUGUUCAAGACUGUCAACGACCUUCACCACAUGUUCAGUUCAUUCAAGGACAGCCAGCGUCCUGCCUCGGCUCCAGUCAACUCCAGUCCUUCGUGCUCGGCUCCUAGCCCGCCUUCCUCUGCACCUUCUUCCGCAUACUCUUCUUCCUCUUCAUCAUCUUCGGCCACUGCAUCGAGCUCUACAUUAGUCGCCGAUGGGUUACUGUCGAAUAAGGUUUUGGGUGCAUUCGACUCUGCCCGCACCGAGCAGAAACUCGCAAGACUGCGCACUCCUGUACAACCGUCGCCUUCCCCACCAUUGCCUGCUCAAACUCCACAAAACCUUAAUGUCAAAAUGGUUGAUGGGCGUAUGCAGGUCUAUCAGAACGGAGGCUUUGUCGACAUGCAGGACUGGCUUGAUUCGGCCAACAAUGUCAAAGUAGAUGCCCAUCGCCCAGCACAGCAGCCACAUCCCUUUGGAUCUGUCCCUUCUAUACAGAAAGCUCCACUGCUGGAGCCCCAAGCCCCCUCAAAGCCCAACAUUGCAUCCAGUGCAUUUUUACAAGCUAUGCGGACAGGCAGAUGGUAA